UAUAAUAACACCAUUGUUUUAUUUCAUGGUUUCUCUAUAUAGGUUUACCUUUGCAGAGAUCAUGGGUACUUGGCAUCCUGAUCAUCAAGAAGAACAUCCUUUAAAUUGCAUAAGCAAGAUUCUGUUGGAGGAAGACAUGGAAGAAGGAACCUAUUUUUUCUCAGAUGCUACUGUUGAAGCUGCUCAAAGGUCCUUUUCUGAUGCACUUGCGGAGAAAAAACAUAGCUCAGCAGAACAACAACGGUUAAUUAAUGCUUCACGUAGUAAUUAUUCAUCAAGAUCACAGCACAUGAUUAACUUAGACACAGUACAUAACACUACUACUACUCGUUCUUGCAAUUGCAAUAGCUGUGAUCAUUGCUUUAAUGUUUUUAGUACUGCUGCUAAUAAGAAUGUGGACAAACCCUUUUUGCUUAAUGAUGAUUUCAGUAGUACUAUUCACGAACCAUAUAGUUCCAAUAACAAUAUGAUGAUCAGCUACAACAAUUUUCAGCUCAUUUCAUCAACUACUUCCCACCUUGCUCAUAAAAUGGGGUUUGAUUUUGAAGGUAAAAAUUGUCAAUAUGAUCAUCACUUGAAUAAUAGUGGAUUAUUGAUGAAAAUGAAAAAUAUAAGCCAACUUGGGAUUGAGACUUUGGCUAGAAUGAAGGACAAGAGAUUAUUGGCAGGGAAUUCUACUGAUCAUGAUUCUGAGCUAUAUGCAGAAACUUUUGAUAUGGUUUUACUGGCCAAUGGUUGGGAAAAUCAACUCGAAAAAUGUGAAAUGAGCGAGUCAUCAUCAAAAGUGUCUAAUGCUAGUAAUUAUAUUGCAAAAACCAGGAAGAGGAAAUGUGUUGCAGGAUGUGAUGAAGAUUUGCUUGAUUUGAGAACUCUUCUCACUCAUUGUGCAGAAGCUGUAGCAGUCAAUGAUCGAGACACAGCCGCAGAAUUACUACUUCAAAUUAGGAGAAACACAUCUAUUUCAGGUAAUGGAUCUCAGAGACUAACUCACUACUUUGGUAAUGCACUUGAGGCACGAUUGAAUGGUAUUGGGAAUGAGUUAUACACAGCACUCUCUACUAAAAGAAUGUCAAUUCUCACCUCCUUGAAAUCUUGGAGACUGUUUCUUUCAGCUUGUCCUCUCAUCAAGUUAUCUAACUUUUUCAUUAACCAUACAAUCUUAGAGUUAGCUGAGAAAUCAAACACUCUUCACAUCAUUCACUUUGGCAUUUUAAAUGGUUUUCAAUGGCCUAGCCUUAUCCAGCGCCUCUCAAUGAGGCCCGGAGGCCCUCCUUUGCUUCGAAUCACUGGUAUAGAUCUCCCUCUACCUGGGUUUAAACCAGCUGCAAGGCUUGAAGAAACAGGAGAUUAUUUGGGAAACUACUGUAAAAGAUUCAAUGUCCCUUUCGAGUACAAACCAAUAAUAUCACAAGUAUGGGAGAACAUAACAUGUGAAGAUCUCAACAUUAACAAGAAUGAAAUUAUUGUUGUAAACUCUCUGUAUUCAUUCAAAUACUUGCUUGAUGACACUACCGCAGGGUUGCACAGCUCAAGAGAUGAUGUUCUAAAAUUGGUGAAGAGUAUUCGUCCAGAUAUUUUCAUUCAUGGGAUUGUUAAUGGGGCUUACAAUGCUCCAUUUUUCACUACAGGAUUCAGAGAGGCACUCUACUAUUUCUCAUCUGUAUUUGAUAUGUUGGAGGCCAAUUCACCUCCUGAAUAUGAGCAGGACAGGAAGGUGUACGAGCAAGAGGGUUUUGGUAAAGAGAUCUUAAAUGUGAUUGCUUGUGAAGGCUCAAAAAGGAUCGAAAGGCCAGAGACCUACAAGCAGUGGCACGCAAGGAACUUAAGAGCUGGGUUGAAGCAACUUCCGCUGAGCCAAGAGAUUAUGAAGAAAGUGAAGAAAAUGAUGAAGGAGACAUAUUACCAAAAGGAAUUUUUGGUCGAUGAAGAUAACCAAUGGAUGCUGCAAGGUUGGAAGGGACGAGUUCUAUAUGCUCUCUCUUGUUGGAAAUCUACCUAGCUAGCUAGCUAUAAGAUCGUCAUAUUAAAAAGAUUGUAAUUAAUUAAUAUUUAUAUAUAUUGGGAAUAUAUUCAGUUAACCUCUGUCAAGUCAGUAGUUCAAUCUUAACUCUAAUCAGAUGAAUUUAAAGAAAGUUGAUGUUAGUUAUAACAGUUGGCUUUGACACUAACAUCUAUAAAUAGAAGUGACUCUACUUUCUCAAUACAUCUCCAAGGCUCAUAAUUUAGAUUUCAGAGUCAAGUUUAGAGAGAGAGAGUCCAAGAUCUUAAUGAGUGUGUGUGUGGAGGGAUGUAAUGGGAGUAUCACUCUUGAAGAUAUUUCCCUCAUUGUGAGGCACUUCUUUGUAAUCGUCUACUGUGUUGAGUUGUAAUGUUACACAUAUUUGAUUGUGUACUGCAGAAUAUACUUCAUCAAUAAAAAUUCACGAUUCAUUUAUUCUUGAGCUAAGUUUAUUCUUGCC
Molecule: messenger RNA, 2459 nt
Organism: Cannabis sativa
Lineage: Eukaryota; Viridiplantae; Streptophyta; Magnoliopsida; Rosales; Cannabaceae
Product: scarecrow-like protein 33
Exons: 1
Coding region: 26-1999 (657 amino acids)
Biological process (GO): regulation of DNA-templated transcription
Cellular component (GO): nucleus
Molecular function (GO): DNA-binding transcription factor activity; sequence-specific DNA binding
Source: RefSeq, a predicted model, not a curated record